Rotaria socialis is the source of this 903-nucleotide messenger RNA. The record is from the annotation of a GenBank genome assembly. NCBI's taxonomy places the organism in Eukaryota, Metazoa, Rotifera, Eurotatoria, Philodinida, Philodinidae.
AUGUUUCUUGUUUUUCGAGCAAGACUUCAAACACUUCGCUGCCGACUCAAUGAAGCAAUUCAAACUUAUGAAUAUGCAAUUCGCAGUCAAAGUGAUUGGAAAAAUCUUCAUCAUAUUGCUUUUUGGGAAAUACUUUGGUGUCAUGUGUUUCAACGACAAUGGAAAGAAGCAGCUGUUAUGGCUAAAACUCUACUUGAAGAAAAUAAUUGGAGUAAAGCAACAUCUUGUUUUCUUCUAGCGACAUUUCAAUUUGAAGAUAAUAAUUCUGUUGCAACCGAUGAAAUUAUUCAGUUAUACAAACGUGUACCGGAUUUAAAAAUUCGUCUGGCCGGCAAAUCAAUUCCAUUAGAAAAAUACGCAAUAAAACAAUGUGAACAUUUUCUUGAACAAAAAUGGCUUUUCCUACCGGCAUUGGAAUUAGUUUAUCUUAUGAAUGGUUUUUAUAUUCUUGCUCAUGAUCAUAACAAAUUACAAGAAACUCUUAAUAUUGUUAAUAAUGCAUUAAAAGAUGUCGAACUUAAUCAUACAAAUGAUCAAUUCUAUGUUGAUAGCUACGGUUCCGGUCUUUUACUUCGUGGUGUUCUGCUGCAUUUUCUACGUCGAUACGAUGAAGCUCAUGAAAAUUUCGAUGCAAUAAUUAAUAUGGCUAAACAAUUUGAUGAAAAAUCUCUAUUAGCGCCGAAUGCCGUAUUCGAAAAAGCAAUCAUUUAUAUAGAGUUAAAACAGAAACAAAAAGCCAAUGAAUACUUACAGAAGUCCAUCAAUGAUUACAAAGAGUACCAGCUCGAGUCUCGUCUUCAUUUUCGGAUAAAUGCAGCAAUGCAGAAGGUGAAACAGAUGGAUAACGAUUUGAAUAAGAACUAUUUUCCCAUCAAUAAAAAAAGUAAUGAGACAUAUUCGUGA